UGGAAGUAAAAGAUCUUCCGGCUUUUACACUGUUUUAAUGUGAUAGCAGCACUGGACUAAAAUGUUCCUGAUGCCAGCCUCUUCAGAUUUCUGUCAUGGGCAGAACUUCUUAACCCAGUGGAUGACCAAUCCUUCUCGGGCAGGGGUCAUAUUAAAUCGUGAAUUACCCAUUUUGGAAGCAGAUGAAGAGAAGCAUGCAGCUGGGAACCCUUCUGCCAGUUUUCCUGUCAAAGUCGCACAUUUUUCAAAUAGCUUCAGUUGUAUAAGUGAAGAGGAUUCACUUCAAGAGCAGAAAUUGGAUCCUCAUAGCCCUCACAGACUACUCUCAGAUAAAUCUGAAACACAUACUGUCUUGUCUUUAACUAAAAAGGGACCUCAGAUAGUGGGAUGUCAGGAUGCUCCUGGACACUGGGAAGUUAAUGGAAGUGACUUUAUCUCAGAAACUGAAAGUGACAGCAAAGAAAUGGCUUAUAAAGACCCUCUUUUUAAAAAGCUUGAACAGCUGAAAGAAAUACAACAGAAGAAGCAGGAGCAACUGAAGAGGCAACAGUUAGAGCAACUACAGAGGCUUAUGGAAGAACAAGAGAAGCUGCUUACAAUGGUGUCUGGGCAGCACACAUUGCCAGGUGUAACUCUUCUGCCUGAUAAUCAGAGCCCGAAGUAUAGAUCUCCAGGAAAUUCUGCCACCAUAGAGAAAACCACCCCUUUGUCAUCAUCUGUCUACCAGAAUCAAACACGAGGAAAAAUGUCCAAUUCCAAUUUUAUAUCUGAUGAACAAAACAACUUCAGUAGAAGUAUUCAUGAGGAUUUUGUUUCAAAUGUAAAGAAUAGUGCUUCUCCCAGUUUGUUUUAUGGGGCAAAAUACGAAGAAGCUCCCUUUAGAAAGAAAGAAGAAAAUUGUAAUGACUCUGGAGGGGAAGAAGGAGUUUUACCAUGUUGGGAGAAAGAGACAGAACAGUUUCGGGAAGGGAGUGAGGUGAACUUUAAAAAAAAAAAAGUUGCUGACUCCUCAGAAGUGGUUAAUAUUGAAGAAAGGCCAAUUAAAGCUGCUAUUAGAGAAAGGAAGCAGACAUUUGAAGACUAUUUAGAAGAACAAAUUCGGUUGGAUGAACAGGAAAUGAAACAAAAACAGCUAAGGGAGGCAGAAGGACCAUUGCUAAUCAAGGCAAAACCUAAACGGCCAUUUUUAAAACGAGGAGAAGGCUUAGCUAGAUUUACUAAUGCUAAGUCUAAACUUCAGAAAGGAAGAGAAGGCAUAGUAGAGAAUAACCAGAACAUUUCAGAGGAUCAACCUAUGUUUAAAGCAGACAGACAGCAGUGCCAACGAAAAACUGCUUGCCUCAGUAAAGAACUGAGUACAGAGAGUCCCAUUAUAAAGAGCAAUAAUCUUAGACCCAAGACUGGCUCUGUCCCACUCGGAAAGAAGCCAAAAGUAUUUAAGAAUAACAGGAAAAGCCUUUCUCCACCUGGAAUUAAAAUUCCAGUGGAAAAGAAAAGUGACGGACAGUUUAGAGACCAGAACAAAUCAGAAAAGAAACUUGGAUCGAAUAAUAAAGAAAAUGUACCUGAGUGUCUAAAGCCUUCUAAGAUUGCUGGCAAAGUAUGUAGUAAAACACAAAGGAAAGACAAACCACCUCUUCCGUUGGGGCCUGUCAGUGGCAAGACUUCUCCGAGUGAGACCGUGAGAUUAACAGAAUCUUCUCUGGACUUUUCCCUCCAGAAAAGGUUGGAGAAUUGGGAACAAGAAAAGGAAAGGGAAAAUUUAGAAUUAGACGAAUUUUUGUUUCUAGAACAAGCCGCUGAUGAAAUAUCAUUUUCUAGUAAUUCUUCUUUUGUACUGAAGAUCUUGGAGAGGGACCAGCAGCUGUGCCGCGGUCACCGGCUGUCUUCUACCCCUGUUCAAGCUAUGCAGCCGGAAAACAUGACACCAGACACCAUUGAUCAGUGCAUUCAGAACGAGCCUCUGGGUGGCCCUGAUUGUGAAAAUCGGGAGGAGUGUGAGGUUGCACCCAGACAAGAAGACCCCACGUUCCUCUCUAAUGGGCUAAGGGAACAGUCCUGUAAACCCAGUAGGAAAGCAUUUCAAAAGAGCAUGUGUGGGAAUCAGACUUCAUGGGGUGUGAGCAAUGAAGAAGGUGCAACAGACAGUGAUAGUAGCACUAAUUCUGAUGACCUGGAUGUCACCAUAACGCCCACCCCUGAGGAUAAAGAAAGAGCUUCCAGCUGCAGAAGAGAUAGCCCAGAGGUCUCUGACAGCGGGAGACCAUUCCAUGAAGUCAGGACUCAAAGAGUUGCUGAAAGGAGAGAGGGUGGUCUGGAUUUGUCUGAUAAGGAUUAUAGUAGUGAUGAGUCCAUCAUAACAGAAAACUUGGAAAAUACAGCUGUAGAUACCAGUAAAAUUGACUUUGAUGACGAAAGAUCUUGGACAGACUUGGAAGAAAAUUUGUUUAAGAAGGAUGUUGUUAUUCGCGGGAAUGAAGCCGGCUAUGGGACUCCCCAGGCAGUCUAUUCUGUGAAAGGUGAAAUUUGUGCACCAGAUAAAACAAUAAAAAGGAAGGUUGCCCCAGUGAAAAAGGGGGAAGAAACAAGCAAAUCCAGCAGGAAUUCAAGUCCUCCCACAUCAGAUCUGAUGAUUAAACUGUUCCCUGCUUUGAAACCAAAACCGAAAUCAGACGCACGCUUGGGAAGUGAAUCCAAGUUAAAUCAAAGUCAAGACCAACCAUCUGGUGACAGUGCUCGAUCUCAAGCUUUGAGAGAGAAAGUUACUGAAUUGGAAACAGAAAUAGAAAAAUUUAAAGCUGAGAACACAUCUUUAGUUAAACUUCGCAUGGAACAAGAAAGUUCUUUGGAAAAACUCAGGAAAGAAAUUGCAGACUUUGAACAACUUAAAACAAAAGAAUUGGCUCAAAUAGAAGAGUUUAAAAAGGAGGAAAUGAGGAAAUUACAAAAGGAACGUAAAGUUUUUGAGAAGUAUGCUACAGUUGCAAGAGCUUUUCCAGAUAAAAAGGAACGUGAAGAAAUACAGGCUCUGAAGCAACAAGUAGCAGAUUUACAGGAAGAUUUGAAAAGAAAGGAAGCAAAAUGGUCAAGUACACAUGGCCGUCUGAGGAGCCAGAUAGAGAUGUUGGUCCAAGAGAACACAGACCUCCGAGAAGAAAUCAAAGUGAUGGAAAGGUUAAGGCUUGAUGCUUGGAAGAGAGCUGAAGCCACCGAGAGCAGCACAAAGAACUCAUCAAUUAGAUUUCAAAACAAUCAGAUUUCUUCAGGAAUCCAGGCAGAAAAAUUCAAGAAAAAGUAUUUGCCAAAACAAGGUAGUCCAACUCGAAGAUCCAUAUCUGCUUCGUCACAUGAUAUAGGCAAUUCAGAUAAGGAACAAAUUACCUCACCCAAGGAGCUGCCUGACCCAGUGGACUUAAACUGCGAAUAUAAAGAGGAUGAUGAAAAAGAAGAAAUUCAGGAAGAAGUCAGUCAUCCUGAUGGAAAGAUUGAGAAGGUUUAUAAGAAUGGGUGUCAUGUCAUAGUGUUUCCAAAUGGAACACGAAAAGAAGUGAGCGCAGAUGGGAGGACAGUUACUGUCACUUUCUUCAAUGGUGAUGUGAAGCAGGUCAUGCCAGAUGACAGAGUGAUUUACUACUAUGCAGCUGCACAGACCACACACACUACCUAUCCAGAGGGGCUGGAAGUCCUGCAUUUCUCAAGUGGACAAGUUGAAAAGCACUUUCCAGAUGGGAGGAAAGAAAUCACAUUUCCUGACCAGACUGUCAAAAAUUUAUUUGCUGAUGGACAAGAGGAAAGCAUUUUUCCAGAUGGUACAAUUGUUCGAUUACAACGAGAUGGCAACAAAAUCAUCGAGUUUAAUAAUGGCCAAAGAGAACUCCAUACGACCCAGUUCAAGAGACGAGAAUAUCCCGAUGGCACUGUUAAAACUGUGUAUACAAAUGGUCAUCAAGAGACAAAGUACACAUCAGGUCGAAUCAGAGUUAAAGACAAGGACGGUAAUGUUAUAAUGGAUACAAAAUCAUAGUAGUCCUUAAGU
Suncus etruscus (white-toothed pygmy shrew) is the source of this 4036-nucleotide messenger RNA. It is a transcript of the gene CPAP, whose product is annotated as centromere protein J. Gene Ontology annotation, biological process: centriole elongation; cilium assembly. The coding region runs from base 62 to 4024 and encodes 1320 amino acids. The record is from RefSeq and is a predicted model, not a curated record. Gene Ontology annotation, cellular component: nucleus; centriole; centrosome. Lineage: Eukaryota; Metazoa; Chordata; Mammalia; Eulipotyphla; Soricidae. The transcript is spliced from 16 exons. Gene Ontology annotation, molecular function: tubulin binding.